GUUCCUUAGAAGUCUUGGCACGUUCUGCCACUGUUCUCGCGGACGGAGAACGGCACCGGUCGUGAUUGAAGGUCGGCACGCUAUGCUUUACUGUCAAAUCCUGACAGCUGGCUUCGCCGCAUGAGGCCUAGAGGCGCCUUUCAUGGCUGGCUGGGCGUCCGCGGCAGCACAGCGAUUACAAAAGCAAUGGUGUUCGAGACAGCCGGUGGCCCUGGCAAUACACCCGAUCCAUGGAACAGGUGCAGAAUUCCACCAUCUUUAUCCUCUUCCCCCAUCUGGGGGCGUCGCUUGUAUUCGAAACUCCACAAGCUCGAACACAAAACGAGGUGUUCACCGCAACAGUUGUGCCUCAAGCCCCUCUUUGCCCUCAAAUAUACCAACAAAGCGAACCGCAUGCGCCUCCACGUGCAGCAACUGCACGCAACCACGAUCCAAGCUCCCGAAAGGGCAGCGCGUCCAAGCAAGCAAGGCUUCGUACUUGCAAAUGCGGUUGCGGAGCAGCGGAACAUGCCCUAUUCGGCCCGUCCCAUCGCCCUCAAAAAGACUCCCACUGCUCAAACCUGCGAAUUCGUGAAUACGCAAGCAAAACGGACCGAAAGAACCACCAGAAACAGACGUUGCAUUGACCUCUUACAGAUCCUGAGGCACUCGGCUCCGUCCUAUGUAACCGGCUUGCCAAGCGAGCAGGGUUACGUAAGCGGCCAUAUUUUUACCCGCUUGACGGACCGGACGGGGGAAAGCUUGUUCGGCAGUUCAGUCGUCAGUGCACGCAUUUGUGGGGUGCAGGGACCUAGGGCAGGCGAUCAAACGGGUCUGAGACCGUCGUUACCCUAGCUCCCACCACUCAGGCCGUGAACAACGGGGAAGUCGGCAAGGCAGAGGUUCGCUCGAGGUUUGGCUCUGACCAGCUCCUCAUGUCGUGUCACGUUGGUUAUUGAUGCCGUCUUUACCUGCACGCACCCCUCGUUUUCAGGUCACAAUCAAUCACCUCGACGGACGGAGGGUGUGCUUCAUGCAUCGCCGCAUUGUGAGAUCGCGCUAAGAGAAGUGAGGGCCUGCGUUAUUGCUGCGCGAAGC
Trematosphaeria pertusa is the source of this 1077-nucleotide messenger RNA. RefSeq lists its product as uncharacterized. The record is from RefSeq and is a predicted model, not a curated record. The transcript is spliced from 2 exons. NCBI's taxonomy places the organism in Eukaryota, Fungi, Ascomycota, Dothideomycetes, Pleosporales, Trematosphaeriaceae. Bases 121 to 834 code for a protein of 237 amino acids.